Hippocampus comes (tiger tail seahorse) is the source of this 1220-nucleotide messenger RNA. It is a transcript of the gene ftsj1, whose product is annotated as FtsJ RNA 2'-O-methyltransferase 1. The coding region runs from base 114 to 1058 and encodes 314 amino acids. Gene Ontology annotation, molecular function: tRNA methyltransferase activity. NCBI's taxonomy places the organism in Eukaryota, Metazoa, Chordata, Actinopteri, Syngnathiformes, Syngnathidae. The record is from RefSeq and is a predicted model, not a curated record. Gene Ontology annotation, cellular component: cytoplasm. The transcript has 11 exons. Gene Ontology annotation, biological process: cytoplasmic translation; tRNA methylation.
GGGCGUUUUCGCGGCAACGUUGUUCUUUUUGAACAGGCGCGCUGAGGACAACUUGUAGGGUAGGGGUCCUACCGGAACACGGAAUCGCGUUUGCAGCUAGGAGGCGUCUCAGGAUGGGUCGCUCGUCCAAAGACAAACGGGACAUUUACUACCGGCUGGCCAAAGAGGAAGGCUGGAGAGCGAGGAGCGCCUUCAAGCUGCUGCAGCUCGACGAGGAGUUCAGCCUGUUCACUGGUGUGAACAGAGCUGUAGAUCUCUGUGCUGCUCCUGGCAGCUGGAGUCAAGUUCUCAGUCGGAAACUCAGAGGUCAUGGGGAGAAGUGUGAGGGCGGUGAAGAGGUGAAGAUUGUGGCGGUGGACCUCCAGGCCAUGGCUCCUCUUCCAGGAGUCACUCAGAUUCAAGGAGACAUCACCAAGGUGUCGACGGCCGAGGAGAUCGUCCGCCACUUCGAGGGCCAGCCGGCGGACCUGGUGGUGUGCGACGGCGCUCCUGACGUAACGGGCCUCCAUGAUGUGGAUGAGUAUAUUCAGGCUCAGCUGCUGUUGGCUGCACUGAACAUCACCACUCACGUACUUAAACCAGGAGGAACGUUUGUGGCGAAGAUCUUCCGAGGCAAAGACGUGACACUGUUGUACUCGCAGCUCAAGAUCUUUUUCGGCGGCGUGACGUGCGCCAAGCCUCGCAGCAGCCGAAACUCCAGCAUAGAAGCGUUUGUGGUGUGUCAGAACUACCACCCUCCAGAAGGUUACGUGCCCAACAUGUCCAACCCUCUGCUGGAUCACUCCUACGACGUGGACUUCAACCAGUUAGAAGGUCCAAACCGCAUCAUUGUUCCAUUCCUGGCGUGUGGAGAUCUGAGUGCCUUUGAUUCCGACAGAACCUACCCUCUGCAGUUGGAUGCUGGCAAGGAGUACCAAUACACCCCCCCCACCCAGCCGCCCAUCAGCCCCCCAUACCAGCAGGCCUGCCACCUGCGCAAAAACAACCUGCUCUCCAAGGAGGACUCUCCUUCUUCACUGGGACCACGACAGAGCGGAGACCAGGCCCAGGCUGACUGACCAGGCCGAGUUUUAUUAGCAUGUAAACAACAAUCUUACGUUUUUAAAUGAUUUUUAUUCCAGGCAGCGUGGCAGCUGGCUGAGCGGUUUGUACAUCUGCUUCACAUAUCCAAUCCAUCAAUUAUCUGAACCGUUUUAUCCUCCCGAGGGUCGCGGGCCUGC